Molecule: messenger RNA, 1476 nt
Organism: Clonostachys solani
Lineage: Eukaryota; Fungi; Ascomycota; Sordariomycetes; Hypocreales; Bionectriaceae
Source: the annotation of a GenBank genome assembly
AUGCUUGCAAAAGUCACGAUUCUAGCAGUACCAUGCCUGAUAUUAUUGGGCAUGCUCUUGGCCGAACUUACUAUUUACCACCAUGCUCAGAAGCUUGCAAAGGCAAAUAUUAGCCCAAAUGCUGGGGGGGCGUUGCGCGAACUAGAUGAUGGGGAGGAAUUACCAGACUUGGAAGCUGUGGGAGAAUCGCGGGACUUGGAUGAUGGGGAGGAGGUUCAGGAGCCGGACACAGGAGACGACGGCCAGGAGCAGGAUGCUGAGGGUGGGCAGAACAGCCAUGAGGCGGCUCUGAGGAGACGAAGCAUAUAUCAACGCACCAGAGUGAUGCUUUCUCAUGCGUGGGGCCUUGCAAUCUCCAACAUUUUGUAUGUACGUUUCGUACAAUAUGUUUUAGCGCCCGCUAUUGUCGCCAUCGUCGCUGGCUCGGUUGCUACGUCCGGUUUUGUUUCAGUUUUUAAAGAGGGAGCUUCUGUUGUGCUUCGUUCAUCUUCGGCUCAUGGUACAUGUCAGAGUCCUCUGAGGGCCACGGUGGACGCAGACAUCGCUGGUACAGGCGUCCGCAAUUUGGCAUGGGCACAGAUGGAGGUGUUGACGGGUCUCACAUUCCUGGGCCACUUUCAUUACAAGGCUCUCGGAACCAAAGAGAUUAGUGCCAGCUUGAUAACUACACAUUUUUCUCUAGCAGUCGCCUUGGCUGUACAGAUGGGAGCAAAAACAUUGACGUCAGCUGACGCCAUUGUAGGUGCCAUGGUGCUGGACGCACAAGCAAGCGCCUUGAGCAUCACGCUGGCUGCCAAAGAUGUACUGGCGGCCAGGUGGCAGGUUGGGAUAACCAUUAUGUGCCAAACCUUUGGCUUGGCAGUUCUCGUCACCUGCGUGACGAAAUUUGGCGCGGGCAACUUCGUGGGUGAGGAUUCGUGUUUCUGCAUCAAGACUUUCUGGUGGGGAUGGGUCACAGAUUGCUCCGAGACGACUAAGGCUGUGGAAGCAGCGACCUUCUGGGUCUACUUGGUCUGUCGCAUGGUUGUGUUCGUCCAUGGGGCCUUUUUCGCUAUCACCAAUACCAAACAAUUCCACCUCGCCGAGAAGAGAGAACACCGCCUGCAAGGUGUCAUCUUCUCUACAUCCAUCAAAACGCCGACCAACGUGGCCGAAGAAUCACAAAGCCCCGACUCACAAACCUCGAGCUCACAAAGGCCCGACGGCCGAGCGUGGCUCCGCAUCAAAGACCGUCUCCCCUUUUAUCAGAACUGCCCGGCAACAGUGACUUUCUUGUUCGUCAUCCACGCUGUAUUCUCAACUACGUCAAUGUUAGCCGCCCACAGGGCUAUGAGUGCGGGUAUGGAGCCCAGCUCCGGCCAUAUGUCCACCGGACAGAUAAUGCCUCUGGUGAUCGCAGCCGCCACUAUGGACGAAAAGGGAAUGACCGCCUGGAUCUACCUCGGUACUAAUGUCGGAAAGAUUUACUUUAUCUAA